AUGGCCACCAAUCAGGUAAGCUCAGCAUCCCGGAUUGUCCCCCAUGGCACCACCUGUCUGAAGAAGUGUUUUGAGACGUCUCAAAACACUUCUUCAAUCACAUGGCAUCACCUGUCUGGUGGGCUGCGGACUGCAUGGGGAAAGGCGCCAGUGGCGGUGAUUUUCAUGGCGUAUACCACUAUAGUGGUGUGGUUCGUGGGAGGGCUUAUGGUCUUUCACACCUUUCUUACGGCCACAAAUCAGGGUUCUCCUUCCACCCUUUCCUCACCCCCCUCCCCCCCCCCCUCUCCCUUUCCCUCCAUCCCUUCCCGUCAGAACACGAUUGGUACCACUGCCAGCACCACUGCUGCUGCUGGUGCUGCUGCUGGUGCUGCUGUUGCUACUGCUGCUGGUGCUGCUGUUGCUACUGCUGCUGGUAGUGCUGCUGGUGGUGCUGCUGCAAGUGGUUGGAUGGCUAGCAGUGAGCCUAUCCGCAGUGAUGCGAUAGGAAGGGACGAAAUAGGCAGCUCCUCAUCCGCGUUUGAAGCAGCCUAUGCCACCCUGCUGGCCCAGUACGGGUUGCAUGGGGAGGGGGAGGAGGGGGUGGAGAUUGGGGAAAGAGGGGAAGGUGGGGGGGGGGAUGGGGAGGGUGCGAAGGUUGAAGCUGGGGAGGGUGCAGUGGGUGGGGAGGGUGGAAAAAGUGGGUAUGAUGGGAGAGGUGGUCGGGUGGUUUUAGCUCCUUUCCGCGCACCACCGUUAUGGCUAGCUCCUUGUGUUCGCGACCUUGUGUUCGUUGCGCACAACUGGAACGUUGUGCACAACCACCACAAGGGUGCGGCGGGUGCGGGGCCGAGUGGGGAAGUCAGGAAGGCGGGAAUAGUGGAGGGGAACAUUCCCCCCCGACCCCUUCCCGAGGGGUACAAGCUUGAGGAGGAUGGAGAGGUGGAGGUGGAUGAGGAUGACCUCACCUUCGACGAGUACAAGGAGCAGGAGGAUUUGGAGAAGGAGGAGGAGAAGGGGAAGGAGAGCGAGGAGGAUGAGUGA
Closterium sp. Naga37s-1 is the source of this 1023-nucleotide messenger RNA. NCBI's taxonomy places the organism in Eukaryota, Viridiplantae, Streptophyta, Zygnematophyceae, Desmidiales, Closteriaceae. The record is from the annotation of a GenBank genome assembly.